This is a messenger RNA of Trichomonas vaginalis G3, 447 nucleotides long. RefSeq lists its product as uncharacterized. The transcript has a single exon. Lineage: Eukaryota; Parabasalia; Trichomonadida; Trichomonadidae. The record is from RefSeq and is a predicted model, not a curated record. The coding region runs from base 1 to 447 and encodes 148 amino acids.
AUGACAUCGAAAUACAACGAAAAUUUGAUAUCAGCAUCACAAGUUUAUGAAAACAUCGACAUGAUUGAAAUGAGUGAAUCAUAUGCUAAAGUUUAUAUUGAAUCAACAUUGUUUGUUCCACAGAACACAGAUCUCCAAUUUCACUUAGUUUCUUCACCAGAGAGCAAACUAUAUAUCGAUGAUGUUGAGAUUGAAGGAGGAAAUCUUACUGAAGACAUUUAUUCAUGUGAUGAAGAUCCAGCGAUGAGUGAUUUUGAAAGUCCGAAGAAAUAUUUCGAACGAGGAAAUCACAAAAUCAGAAUCGAAAUGAAUCCAGGAUGUGCGAUGCAUGAUCAAUAUGUAUCACUGAAAUGGAAAUUCUAUCGAUUACAUCGAAAUCCUAAUCCAAACUCCAUUGACUAUGAAUCCAUUCCAUCAAGAUAUCUAGGAUUACCAACAAAUCAAUAA